AUGGCUGAGUUUCCCAAGCAGAUCUUCUGCUUUCAGCUAAGCAAAAGGAAAGAAACCAGAGGAGAGCAGAAGAAACACUACAAGGACCUCUUGAGGAACUGCUCCAUGAACUGGAAGACCAAGAACAAGUGUGGACCCAUCAUCAGGACAGUGUCAUUAAUCUUUCCAUUUUUAUUUACUUGUGUCUUCCCUCUUUCUGUUUUCGUCAAUUCAGGCUUGGGUCCCUCCUCAAUCCACCAGAGCCUCCAGCCAGGCUAUCCCUCCUCCCUACCAGGCUCCAUUCCCCCUCCUUUUCAGUUUGCCAGGGACCCACAAUCUGGACAGCUAAUGGUCAUCCCCACUGAACACCUGCCACACUACGGCGGCGAUGUCCUGGAGCGUGGAGCCCCAGUGUGGUCAGGGGUGUAUGGUACAGGCAGCUCGCUCCAUCACGCGGCCCAGGCCCAACUGCAGCUCCUCUCACAGCAGCAGAUUCUCCGACAACACGAGCUUCUGAUGAUCCAGCAGCACACAGCGCAGGUUCUGGAGCUACAGCGGAAUGCGCAGCUAGUUGAGCAUUUAAAGUCCAGUGAGCACAGGCCAGAGAUGGAAGACAAAUCAGACAAGCGGAACGCCAACUCCAAGCUGCGCUCCUCCUCCGUAUCCUCACCAUCUCCUUCGCCCAUCCCACUUCCCCGUAAACUACCACCUCCCUCCCGCUCGCCGACUCCAUCAACCUCCUCCUUCACCCCACUACUGCCGCUCCCAUCACCAGUGACCACGCUGAAGUCGGAGGAAGGUCAGAGAGCGCUGUCUCACCCCCCUACCCCCCUUCCUCACCCACCUUCUCCGCGCUCGGCUUCUCCGCCCCCAUCCUCGCCGCGUCAGCCGAAGCAGGAGGUGGCUGAGGAAGGGGAGGUGAGAAGAGGGGAGAAGAGAGAGGGGCCUAAAUCUACAUCCACAUUUCAAAGUGUCUACUCUGAUCUCCCCCUAGGUUACCCUUACCAAUCCAUCACUGCCCCAUUUGGCUCACCUUUUCCACCUUAUCACAUCCCUACGUCUACAGGGACAAACGUAGACCCUCCAAACCGCUCCCAUUCUCCACAUUCAGGUGCCCAUCUGCCCUCUGCCCACCUCAGUUCAGCGAGGCUGGAUGUAGAAAUGAAGCUGCAAAGCCUAAAGCCACUAAAGACUGGGUCUACCAUCAAACAACAACAUGAUCUGGAGCAGCCACGACUCAAUGUGACACCAGAACUGCUUAGGCCUCUUCACCGAAACUGCAGUCCUGUCUUUGCCAGCCUGGACAAAGAGGGAGAUGGGGGAGAAAUCAAGCCUAUGUCUCAACCGCUACCUCUGCAUGUCCCUAGUCCUCCAUCCCAACAAUGUGAGGUACAGGAAGGAACUGAGGAGGAGGAGAAGGAAGAAGGCCAAAUCAAAAGGGAAGUGUCAUCUUUCUCAUGUAAGGCGGCAUAUCCUGUACUGGAUCCACUUCCAGAAGCUAAGCCACAACCGGAGGUCAUCGAGGACCUGGAUCGAAUACUUUAUCCAUCAUGCAUUGCUCCAGACAGACAGGAAUUGUCUCAGAUGUGUGAGUCGGUAAAGCAGACCACCAGCAUUGUGUGUGAGCCGCGACUGCCAGAUACAGCAGUGAACAUGCAGAGUCAAAAAGAAAGGGCCACUGAAUCUCCCCGUUGUCCUACGCCCAUGUCUGCUCCCCUGCUCCCACCAGUCAUUGGUCCUGAGGAUCCAAUGGCAGGGAUGCUCGUCCUGUUGGCUGCCAGUGAGAUGCCCCAGGCCAGCCUCAGUGAUCCUCCUGCCCCAAUACUCGUUCCACAGACCGAACAUCUUCUUGUGGGUACAGAUUGCAGUGCUGCACCUCUGGAGAUUGUCGCUCUGGAGGGCAUGGCCUUGCUUAGCCAAAUGGCUCAGGAAGAGAUUGAACACGCCAGCCGGCAGCAAGAUAUAACACUUGGGGGUCUGGAUUGUCUUCUUGAAGCAAGCAAACAAAUUCUGUUGGAGGCCAUAGCAAAACAGUCGCACAUUGACCUGCCCCGAGAACUGGACCCAGACAAGAAAUACAGCUGGAGGCAGAGGAAGGACGAGCCGCUGUACAGUAAAAUGACGAUGGACCUUUUGGAUGCAGUGGAAGUAGACUACCGUGUCCGCCUGGCUGAACUACAAAAGAUAUACAAGGAAAAGCAGAGAGAGCUGAGCAAGCUGCAGAGGCGCAGAGACAAGUGUGAGCGGCAGCAGCAGGAUGAUGAGAGGCGGAGCCUAAGCAGGCGGGGUAGAGGAAGACCCAGGAAGAGGAAACACUUGGCCACACCUUCUAAAUUGGAGAGCAAGCCUGGAAAAGUGGGUAGGACAGUGCAAUACUCUGAAGAUUCUGAAGCUGGAGAAGGACAAAGGAAGAAAUUCAGACUGUCCAGAGAAGAUGAUGAGAUGGAAACAGGAAGUGGAGGGGUAAAGAUAAAAAAGAAGAAAAAGAAGCAGCAGCCUUGGGAUGAGCAGGAGCCAACCACCAGUCACGCUCUGGAGGUGCUGAAACCAAAGCGGGGUCAUGUGAGCGAACAGGAACAGUUGGCAUCAGACCUGGACAGAGCGCUUUCGCUCUCGCAGCUUGGCUCACUUGGAACAUCUCGCAAAACUUCUACCAGCACAAAAAUCGACAAAUCAAAGGGCAAGUCUGUCGAAAGCCGGACAAAGGAGCGAGGCAUCCACUGCUCCACAAAAGGAGGGAAACAAAAGAUAGCUGCCAAGGCUUCUGCUUCAGAGGUUGGCCAGAAGGUGAAAAGUCAGAAGACUGCUUUCUUCUCUCCCAUGAGAUCAGAGCUCAGCAGCUGCUCCAACAACUCUGAUUCAGAGGACAACAUUUCUGCAAAAGGGGGCUGGCCCCCUUUAUCUGGGACUCGUUGCCAUAGCAACCUGGCUAGGAAAAGACGGUCUGCAUUGUCACCAACGUCCUUACUGUCCAGUCAGAAGUCGAGGAAGAAGAAACACAAGCACUUAUCCGUGCUACUGGAGGAGGCGGGCCUUAGCUCCUCUGACGACUCCUUUGACCAAGAAUCCUCAGAGGACAACGAUAAUGAGGAGGAGUCCGAUUCAGAGGACGGCGGCUGUGAGGAGAGCGGGCUUGGUCUGCUGGCGAGGUUUGCAGCAAGUGCACUCCCUGUGAGCUCCUCCCCUUUGGGCAUUCUCCAUGACAGCAAACACCGCAACAGGCAAAGCACUCUGGGUUCGUCAGAGUGCGAGUGGUCUGACUCCGGAUCAGACUUACGACUGAGGAAGUUCCCCUCUUUACUGCAUGGAAAACGCUCGGCACCAGAGCUCCCCCUGUUGCCCCCAGCAACCCGCCGCAUUGACCAGACCAGCCCCACCAAAAGAGACGAAACGCUACCUGUCAAACGCAAGCCUCUGGCCAAGUCGCGCCCCUCGCCACGAUCACCACGGAGAUUCAGCUUUGACCUUGUUGCCAGCUCUGUGUUUGGGGGGUUCAGUGAGGAUGAGGGCUGGAAUCGACGUCGCAGCGAGAGGAUAUUCCUCCAUGAUGCCACCACUUCAGCCAAUCAGGUGUCUCUGUCAGCCUCUGGCUCCUCCUCCACUCAGAGCUCUGCCGGCACUUCGGCUCCACUCCUCACUCCUAAGCCUGCCUCCAGACCCAAAGCUACGCCUCCAAGCCGAGAAGGGAAAGAUGUGGUGAAAAAAAAGAAGAUAAAGGACUUUCCUCUGCCUGUGAGCCCGCCCACUCUGUGCAGUCCCAUCACAGACGCGUUAACCCUCAACCCUGCACGCAAGAGCCAACCAAAACCCAAGGCCAAGGCCCGAGAGCCUUCCAGAGGAGCAGUGAGCCGUCUGAUGGAGAGUAUGGCAGCAGACGAAGACUUUGAGCCCAACCAGGACAGCAGCUUCAGUGAAGAUGAGCUGCUCCCAUCAUGUAGCAACAGCUUAUCAGAGAGGUCGACCACACCCGCACCAGUGCAGUGUGUGUUGGAUAAGGAUUCUCUGGUGGACGGACUCAGAGUUUUGAUCCCCAUGGAUGACCAACUACUGUAUGCUGGUCAUGUGAACACCGUCCACUCUCCUGACAUAUACAGCGUGGUGGUUGAGGGGGAGCGAGGGAACCGACCGCACAUCUACUGCUUGGAACAACUGUUGCAGGAGGCUAUCAUAGAUGUGAAGCCUCCAUCGGUGCGCUAUCUCCCUGAGGGCACCCGCAUUGCUGCGUACUGGAGCCAGCAGUACCGCUGCCUUUACCCCGGCACUGUUGUUAACGGAAGCUCAGAUAUCGACGAGAAUGAUGAUCUCAUCACUGUAGAGUUUGAUGAUGGUGACACAGGACGCAUCCCGCUCUCCCACAUCAGACUGCUGCCACCAGACUACAAGAUCCACUGUGCUGAGCCGUCCCCUGCGCUGCUCGUGGCCAGCUGCUCCAGGAGGAGAGUCCGAAAAUGCAGUAAAGAGGGCAAAGAGGCUGGAAUAAAACCAGAGGAGGCCACUCCAAAGAUCAAAGGAAAACCUGGUCGUAAACCAAAAGCAAAACCUGAGACCUCUGUGAACCCAUAUGGUCGAGAGAAAUCUGAUCCACCAUCUUCCUCCACUCAGCCGGCGGAAAGACCCCAGACUCCAGCCAAGCCAGCACUGGAACGGGCCUCCUCUGUCCAAAAAGCAGACCAGGAGAAAUCCUGCCACCCAUCCCGUCCAACAAUGGGAACCCAGGCAAAGCCAGGCCGAAAGAGCUCCACAGCCAGCACGAGUAGCCCCAACCUUACACCCACCCCAGUGCCCAGGAAGCCCAAUUCAGCCCACUCUUCUGCUACUAAACCAGCCCGUAUUCUGCCAUCCUCUCUCUACCCCUCCACCUAUGGUAAGGUCCUGACUGUGGAUCUGUACAGUGAGCCAAACCUCAGCUCAUACAACAGCCAGCGCAGAGAAAGGGAGAACAGCAGUCUCACCGCCAUCAGACCCAUGUCGAGGCCCAGUAUGGCAACAUCAUCUCCUGCACUGAAGCCCAGCGCUGCCUCCAUGCCCAGACCCACUUCUGCUUCCACAGUGAAACCCAAAUCCAUGUCAGACCACCAGAGCGGUUCCAGGCCAAGCCUAGGCUCUAGUCUCAUGUCUAGCCCAAUCUCCAGACUGUCAUCAGGCAAACCCAUUUCUUCACUGACUCCUAGACCUUCAACAUCUUCCCUGUCUACACCCUCAUCUGCACCUAGACCCAAACUGAAGAUGCCAUCCGACCCGCUUUCAGCUAUCUCCAGGCCCAAACCAAGCACAGGGAAAAGUGACAUAGGUUCUGUGGUGAGGCGGAAGCCCCUAUCUGCAGAGCCCCUCGUGAAACUUGACCAUGAAGGUGUGACCUCCCCAAAAACCAAGAAGACAAAGGCUAUGAUGCUUCUGGGGGAGAAGAACUUCAGGCGUGACCACACCCCUAUUACCACAGGUGCAUCCAAUCCAAAAAUGUUAAAGGCCAAGCCAAGAGCCCCAGAGAGAGAGACUGACCCACCACAGAAAGACUCCGCACCAGCUCUGUCUAAGGAGAAGGCAGAGAGCUGUGGCACUGGGAGCAGAGGUCAAGAGAUGGACAAGAGAGAGGAGAGAGACAAAAUAGAGGAGCGGAAGGAAGUGGGGAAAAUGGAAGAGAGAAGGAUGAAAGAGGAGUCUCAGAGUAGCAGCAGCUCUGAGUCAGAGGAAGAAGGAGAGAAGGGGAAGAUGAAGAAGAAGAAAUGCACCUCCAGCUGCUCGUCCUCUUCAUCAUCCUGCUCUGGUUCCUCCUCAUCUUCUUCAUCCUCCUCCUCCUCAUCCUCUUCGUCUACUGAUGACUCCUCUUGUAGCUCAGAUGAUGAGCAGACCCCUGCACCUCUCCCAGACCCCAUCUCUCCUCCUCAUGUAGAGGACCAAUCAAAAGAAGAAAUGAAAGAAGAUGAGGAGGUGAAGAAGGAGGAGGCAGAAGUAAAAGUGGAAGACACCCUGUCUCCUCCCUCACAGUCCCCGUCCCCUUCAACCUCUCCAACGCCGACUGCUCCUGCUAAUGCUAAACCUGCAAAACCAGCCACUGGAAAGGGUUCAGGGCAAAGGGGUCGUCCUCCUAAACCUAAGCCCUGUGGAGGAGAAGGAAAGGUGGGGAGACCAAAGCGGAGGGAGGGGGUUCACCUCCCCACCACCAAGGAGCUGGCCAAACGCCAGCGGCUUCCCAGCGUAGAGAACAGGCCAAAAAUAUCUGCUUUCCUUCCAGCCAGGCAGCUGUGGAAGUGGUUUGGAAAACCCACUCAGAGACGUGGUAUGAAGGGAAAAGCAAAGAAGCUCUUCUAUAAGGCCAUUGUGCGUGGCCGUGAAAUGAUCCGGAUUGGUGACUGUGCUGUGUUCUUGUCUGCUGGCCGGCCCAACCUACCCUUCAUCGGGCGGAUCCAGAGCAUGUGGGAGUCCUGGGGCAGCAACAUGGUGGUCAGGGUGAAUUGGUUCUACCAUCCAGAGGAGACAAACCCCGGCAAGAAACUCAUCGACAAGAAGAACUGGGAUCAGAUGUGUGGUCAGUCUUUGCCAGCAGCUCUGCACUCUUCUAUCCAGAGAAAAGACUUUAUGGAGCGCGCCUUGUACCAGUCUUCUCACAGCGACGAGAAUGACGUGCAGACGGUCAGCCACAAGUGCCUGGUGGUGAGCGUGGAGGAGUAUGAGCAGAUGACCCACAUGCGCCGCUACGCCGACAGCGAGGACCUCUACUAUCUGGCUGGGACCUACGAACCAACCACGGGCAUGAUCUUCAACACAGAUGGAGUCCCAGUUAUCUGCUGAACGAACAGAUGCGCUUCAAGAACCCGAGAAACUGACUUGUACCUCGACCAGCGGUCUUUGCAAGUCUAAUCACUGACCUUCAUUCACAGUCGAACUUUCAGUCAUGUUUUGGUGAACUUAAUCACUCCGUUACACUUCUACAUUUUCAUCAUCAGCUAAUACUACAGACAGGAGACACAACAGACAGUAUUAAAAGUAUAAUGUCUCCUGAAACUUUUGCACACAACCACGCAAACACCAUCAACACCUAUUCAUCCUUUGCUUCUUACAUACAAACACAGAUACAUAUAUACACUCACGUGUAAAUACCCCCCCAUGUAAUACCCAGUUAUCUAGAAGAAAAUAUGAGUGUUUUAUUUUCGUGUAAUAGAUUUAUGUGAGAGUAGUUUUUAAACAGUCGAGAAGCUUUAAUGAACUGUGAAUGAUAAAGGAGCGAGGGUCCGACUGACAAACACGCAGUGGUGGUGUGACGUUGUGAUGUUGCUGUAGUGAUGUUACAGUCAUCGUAAAUGUAUCUACAGAACAGCAGGAGCGACAGACGCAAAGAGAGACAAAGAUGCACAGAAAAAGCGAGAGGGGGAGCUGCUCCAUUGCAAUGCUGUCCAACAGAGAGCACUUAAAAGGCUUCAGACUCUGUCCUCCUUUAAUUCAACCCUCUCGAUUCCCUACGACAAUCUGAGCUCAGGCACGUCUGUCUGUGCGCCACUAAAACUUUAGAAUCCAUCACAAACUCAGGCUGAAGAGAGAGAGAGAGGAAGGAACCUUUAAAGCACUUCCCAUUUUCAUCCUUGAGUUUUUUUAAAGGCGAAAUCUGCUGGCGGUUGGGAAGUGGGGGAAAAGAACCCUACUCUGAUUUUACUUUGAAUUUCAUGGUACAUAUUCUUGUUUGCCCAACAACACACAAGGAAAUGAACCUCAAAAAUACACACACACACACUCUGAACCAACAGAAGCCUCUGUAGUGCUGCAUUCAGGACAUGUUGAAAAUUGAUGUUUUCAUCAUGCCCCAUGUAUUCCUGUUGAAGUUGAACAUCCGUCAUGUUUGCAAUAUUGCUGCGGUUGUCCUAUCAGCGUAAUUAACUUUGUUGUAUCCAGUUCUUUGAAAAGAAUAAUGUAUGUUUUUUAAUUUCUUAGUCUUUUAAUGGUAAAAUAUCACCUGGCUUUUUAAUGCGACAUCCACAGUUCGGCAUGGUAGCCAAGUGGUUCAUGCACUUGCUUAGAAAACUGAUGCUUACCGAUUCAAGACCACUUGUGCCCAUUCUCCAAGUUAUGUGGAAUUGAUGAUGACCGGCUGCUGUUCCUAAUGAGGAAUGGCAUCCGGUAUAAAACUUAUGCCAAAUAAAUGUGCAGGUCCAUGUCUAAUCUGCGGCAGCAACCCAAAUCAAAAAGGGAGAGGUUGAAAGAACUCAAAAUCCCAUAAUUGCAUCACUAUACCUGUAGAACCUCGAGGCCUGAAACAACUUGUGUUAUACCGAACAUGUGAAAUAGCUGUACUUAAAGAACUUUCCUAAAAGACUGCACCAUCACUCCAAGGCUCAACCUGAAACUGUUGUUGUUGUCCUUUCGACUGCUCCCAUUUCUUUAUGGUCACCACAGUGGAUAGCACCAGAUCCGCAUUAAGAUUUUGGCACAUUUUACACCGGAUGCCCUUCCUGGUGCAACUCCAGUUUUACCUGGAGAAGCACACACAGCCCAUGGUAUUCCAAAGAGGUCUUCCAUCUAAGUACUAACAGGCCCCACACUGCUUCGCUUUUGAGAUCAAAUUAUUGAAUCCAUAGCAACAUACGGAUGUGAAAUCCUGUAUGCUUCUGAGCAUUAAUCCUAAAGAGAUUAAAAAUGGUAAACUU
This is a messenger RNA of Thalassophryne amazonica, 8615 nucleotides long. RefSeq names its product trinucleotide repeat containing 18 (gene tnrc18). Gene Ontology annotation, molecular function: chromatin binding. The coding region runs from base 1 to 6768 and encodes 2255 amino acids. The record is from RefSeq and is a predicted model, not a curated record. The transcript has 25 exons. Lineage: Eukaryota; Metazoa; Chordata; Actinopteri; Batrachoidiformes; Batrachoididae.